AGAUAGGGCAAAGGCGGCGUUCAAUGGUGAGUUUACAAUCGACUCCAACUCCGACCGAUCUAUUAAGAAAAAAAGCGAGUACUUUGAAAAAAAGUUGAAUAAGACUGAGCAAAAAAAUCCCUUUGCGCCUGAAAAAACAUUAAUAGAGCAGAGAGAAUUAGGGUUUAAGGGAAGGUUCAGUAAUGGAAGGCAACAGCUUGGAACAAACACUCCAAGAAGGGAACCUUUACAGGCAACUCAAUUGCCUUAUCGUUGCUCAUCUUCGCCACCACAAUCUCACCCAAGCUGCAACAGCAGUGGCUUCAGCAACAAUGACGCCUUUAGACGUUGAAGCCCCUCCUAAUAAGCUUCUUGAGCUUGUUGCCAAGGGUCUUGCAGUGGAGAAAGAUGAGACGUUACGAGGGGUUUCUUCUUCUACUUUGUUUGAUUUGGGGACAGCUUUGGCUUAUGGCUCGAUUCCGGAUCCUCGGGUUUCUUCUGUUGAUUUCAGCGCUUUGCAGGAUACAAAAGGCUCAUCAAAGAGCUUUUCAAAGCAUGAGACAAGGCAUCUUUCUGAACACAAGAACAUUGCCAGGUGUGCAAGGUUUAGUCCAGACGGGAGGUUUGUUGCUACUGGAAGUGCUGACAUGUCAAUUAAACUCUUUGAAAUAUCAAAAGUAAAGCAAAUGAUGCUGCCAGAUUCAAAGGAUGGUCCCGUGCGACCUGUCAUACGGACAUUUUAUGACCAUGUACAGCCAAUAAAUGAUUUGGAUUUCCAUCCUCAGAGUACUGUGCUGAUAUCUGGGGCAAAAGAUCACACAAUAAAGUUCUUUGAUUUUUCCAAAGCUACUGCAAAGAGAGGCUUCAGAGUUAUCCAGGAUACUCACAAUGUACGGUCUGUAGCUUUCCAUCCAUCUGGUGAUUUCCUUCUUGCAGGAACUGAUCAUCCAAUAGCACACUUGUAUGAUGUUAAUACGUUCCAAUGUUAUUUAUCUGCAAAUCCCCCGGAGAUUGGUGUUAAUGGAGCCAUAAAUCAGGUGAGGUAUUCUUCUACAGGUGGCAUGUAUGUUACUGCAUCUAAAGAUGGUGCUAUUCGGUUAUGGGAUGGAGUAAGUGCCAGUUGUGCGCGCUCCAUAGUUGGUGCCCAUGGAACAGCAGAGGCCACAAGUGCGUGUUUUACGAAGGAUCAAAGGUUUGUUCUAUCUUGUGGUAAGGAUUCUACCGUGAAGCUUUGGGAGAUAGGCACUGGAAGAUUGGUCAAACAAUAUCUUGGAGCUACACACACACAAUUAAGGUGCCAGGCUGUUUUUAAUGAUACUGAAGAGUUUGUGCUAUCCAUAGAUGAACCUAGCAAUGAGAUUGUUAUUUGGGAUGCUUUAACAGCAGAAAAAGUGGCAAAGUGGCCUUCCAACCACAUUGGUGCACCUCGUUGGAUUGAGCACUCACCAACAGAGGCUGCCUUCAUAUCUUGUGGGACUGACAGAUCUGUUCGGUUCUGGAAGGAAAUUCUCUGAGCUCAUGGAAUCAUCUGGAGAACUUAAGUGAGCUGAUUGGCAAAAAUAAAUGCAUCAUGGGUGUGUCUGGGUCGUCUCAAAAUUCUUUUGCAUAUUCAGAGUUUAGAUCCUGAGGCAAACGUUUGGAUUCACUGUACACAUCAUGACCCCUGAGCCACCUUUCUCCCUUCUCUUUUUUUCACCAAAUAAAGGAGAAACAAGCAUUGCACUCCCUAUUUAAUUUCAUUUGAUUUUAGUUGCUAAUUUUUAUUAGUGUUUUAGUUAUUGAUCGUUUUAGGAACACAUCCACUGGAAAAGGAAAUAAGUAAAUUGUAAGUUCAGGUGUUCUAGUUUGGCCGAAGCAAGAAAAAAAAAGGUGUUCUAGGGCCAAGGGAAGUUGGCCCCGGUUGUAAGCCUAUUUUACAGUUUGAUAAUGCCAGUAUCCAUUUGCUUAA
Molecule: messenger RNA, 1927 nt
Organism: Durio zibethinus
Lineage: Eukaryota; Viridiplantae; Streptophyta; Magnoliopsida; Malvales; Malvaceae
Product: Transducin/WD40 repeat-like superfamily protein
Biological process (GO): mRNA 3'-end processing
Cellular component (GO): mRNA cleavage stimulating factor complex
Molecular function (GO): protein binding; RNA binding
Source: RefSeq, a predicted model, not a curated record